AUGGUCAUCUUGAACCUCCUCCUUCUGACUGCCAGCCUGGCUUGGGCUGGCGUUCUAUACCAACCCAGGCAGGAGCCAUCAGCCACUGUGCCUGAUUAUUUCCAGACAACACCUGAGAUUUUUGCAGGUCCGACUGCUACAGGUCUCAUCGCACCUUUCCUGGCCCAGACAAAUCCUGCGCCGUUUGGCCACGAGGCUUCCUUUGUGCCCAAUGCGCCGCUCGAGACAAACUUGCCCAUCUCUGGGAAUACUAACAGGUCCAGCAUCUUCCAGCUCCAAGGUCACCUGAGCUCAUAUUUUCCCAACCCUGUCGGAUUCGGUGUCAAUGAAUAUCCCGUACCUCCCGGGUCAAACAUCUCUCAAGUUCAUCUUCUUCAUCGGCACGGUUCUAGGUAUCCCACUGGCUCAGCCUCGGUGGCUGUGUUCGGACAAAAGAUCUAUCAUCUCACGACCAACAAGACAGCGUCAUGGAGUGGCGAGCUCAGCUUCCUUCAAAAUUGGAAAUACCAACUAGGAGCAGAGACUCUGGUGACACGGGGACACCAGGAGCUGUUCGACAGCGGGGUCUUGUUUUACUAUAACUAUGGUCAACUUUACAACACCUCGACAAAGAUCAUCGCUCGCACAACUAGCCAAGAUCGAAUGCGAAAAUCUGCAGAAUACUUCAUGGCUGGCUUCUUUGGUCUGGACUGGACCAAUAAUGUAACCUUGGAAAUCAUUAUAGAACAGGAUGGAUUGAACAACUCUCUUUCCGGCGCCUCGCACUGUAAUAACAGCAAUUCAUAUCGGGCUGAAGGUGGCAACAAUGCAUCUCUCAUUUGGGAGAACAUGUACCUGGCGAAUGCCACGCAACGAUUUCGCAGCAUGUCUGGAGAUUAUAACUGGACCGUGGCAGAUUCGUACAACGCCCAGACUUUGUGUCCUUAUGAGACGGUUGCUUUUGGCUACUCGGCUUGGUGUGAGUUGUUCACAUUCGAGGAGUGGCAGGGAUUCGAGUAUAGCAUUGACCUGCAGUUCAAUGGAAACAACGGCUUUGCUUCGCCGACUGGAAGAGGAGUCGGCAUUGGAUGGGUGGAGGAACUGUACGAAAGACUGCAAGGUCAACUCCCAAAUCUACCUGCGGGGUCCACCAACAUCAAUACCACCCUGGACGAGAUGAAUUCGACCUUCCCAUUGAAUCAAACGUUAUACUUUGACUUUUCCCAUGAUACCAACAUCAUGUCCGUGAUCACAGCCUUUGGCCUGAAGCAGUUUGCACAACCGUUGCCGGAAACAGGGCCUCCUGCUGAUCAGCAAUUGGUGGUGUCGCAUGUAACACCAUUUGCGGCUCGUAUGGUUUGGGAGAUUAUCAAGGCACCAUACCCUGUGAAAGCGAUAAGGCCCAGCGGCACAAACACCAGCACGUCAGACUUUUAUGACAAAAAUGGAAAUGCCACAACUUAUGUCCACCUCUCGCUCAAUCAACGAACCGUACCACUGCACAGGAGUUAUGCCGAGUGCCAGCAAAGAGAUGACGGCUGGUGUGAACUAUCGACUAUCCUGCAGGUCUUUGAUGGCUUGCUUAACACAGCCAGAUUCGAGUAUAGCUGCUUUGGAGAGUACCCGUCCACACCGUAUGGGAACGUCACUGAUGGAACCCCCACCACCAAAAGAUCUUUGACCAGCGUUUUCGGCACGGGGUUAGAGUUUGGUGAGAGCAGUGACAGGUGGAGGGAGUAGCUGCAACGUCAACGACCACCAUGAACGCGCAUGAGCAGCUGAAGUCCAUCAUAAUCACAUGCAAAGCCAACAGGACACGGUGUCUUCUAAAUAUGGAUUGUAACAAAGCAUGGAGCCAUGAUGAUGGUGUCGCGUGUCCAACGGUUCUUUGUUUGCUGCCUGGACG
Exophiala mesophila is the source of this 1885-nucleotide messenger RNA. RefSeq lists its product as uncharacterized. The transcript is spliced from 5 exons. Bases 1 to 1719 code for a protein of 572 amino acids. Lineage: Eukaryota; Fungi; Ascomycota; Eurotiomycetes; Chaetothyriales; Herpotrichiellaceae. Gene Ontology annotation, molecular function: acid phosphatase activity. The record is from RefSeq and is a predicted model, not a curated record.